This is a messenger RNA of Lodderomyces beijingensis, 1425 nucleotides long. The record is from the annotation of a GenBank genome assembly. Lineage: Eukaryota; Fungi; Ascomycota; Pichiomycetes; Serinales; Debaryomycetaceae.
AUGGCCAAGGGUGUCACUAAAGGCAAUGAAAUUGCAAAUGAGCCGAAAGAAGAACAACAACCCACCACCAAAAAGGUCAAGUCGGCCUUGAAAGGAGGCAGCGCAACAAUCUCAACCAAGAGCGAUGCCGUCGCAUCACCAAUCCAGUUUCGAAUAUUCGUUGGCUCCUACGAGCACAACUUGCUCUGCUUAUCGGUGAUCCUCGACCCGAAGAACAGCAAGGAACCCGUGUUCCAGCCCAUUUUCCAUUUCCAAGCCCAUGCAUUAUCCAUCAAGUCCAUCGACCUCGCCAAGAGGUAUUUGGUCACCGGUUCCAACGACGAGCAUAUUAGGAUAUACGACUUGCAGAAGCGGAAAGAGCUCGGCACUUUGCUCGGCCACCAGGGGACGAUCACCACGUUGCGGUUCUCGAAAGAAGGAGCUCAAGCAGCUGCAGAGGAGGCCGAAGGGGGAGCAACUUCGUCAGCAGCUGCUGGCAAGUGGCUCCUAUCGGGAUCGGAAGACGGCAAGAUUAUAAUCUGGAGGACAAAGGACUGGGAGGUGUUUGCCACGUUAAAGGGACACACUGACAAAAUCAACGAUUUGAGCGUCCACCCUAGUGGGAGAGUCGCGAUAAGCGUGUCGCAAGACAAGACGAUCAGAUUGUGGAACUUGAUGACUGCAAAAAAGGCCGCCGUGUUGAAGAUCAAAGGCAGGGACCACUUGGGCCACCUGGGCCAGUUUGUCAAUUGGAGCGCCGAUGGCCAUUUUUUCUUAGUGGGGUUGAAUAACCUGAUUUUGCUUUACAGGACCUCAACGGCCACGAUUGUCAAGAAAUUGCGGUUCAAGUCUACUAUCAUGUGCAUGCAAAUGGACAAAUUCGAGAAUCGCCAGUGGUUGGUGGUGGGGUUCGCUGACGGGUCCAUCGGGUUUUACGACUUUGAAGAAAUAAUUGAGAGUAUUCUCGACGCAAGCGAAGAAGAAGAAGAAGAAGAAAAAGCUGCUGUUGAAAACAAGGAACUGGAACUGCUCGAGCCUGUUUUCGUUCUCAGGGUCCACACCAACCGCAUAAAAGAUUUCUAUUUCUUCCAGAAUCAAGAUACGCAGAACAUCCCAUUUUUGAUCUCGGUGUCGUCGGAUGGCAAAGUUGUCAUUUCAAACUUGGCGAUAAAGGACCAAGUUGCCGUCUAUGACACGGGAGAGAGGCUAAACUGUGUUGUUUGCUCACCCGAGCACGUUGAAAAAGUGGAUAGCAUGAAAAAACGCUUUGCUGAAGAGGAGCCCAACAUCGACGCCAGCGAAUCGGAAUUUGAAACCGAUGGCGAGGAGAUCAAGGCGAUUUUGAGCGGGCAAAAGCGAAGCAGCAGCAACAAGAGAAACAAAAAGAAUAGCAACAAGAACAAGAGCAAAAAUAAGAAAAGAAAAGUCAAGGUGACGCUUGAAUAA